UUGUGUCUAUGAGAUGAGUGUGUAUGCGUGCGAGACAGCAGCAGUGGUUGUGUAUUGCUGCUGAUGAGAGAAGAGAGAGAUAAAUAUAACCGUAACAUCAUCCGUCGACUAAAAAACAUCACCGCACGAGCGAUUCUCGAGAUUCAGAUUAACGGAUAAAAUCGUCUACAAGGGAUUAUAAUAAAAGGACACGCGCUUUCCUUGUGGGAAUAUCGGUGGUCUCGAAGUGAUUUCAUCCCGCUAACAGGCUAAUAACAAGCGCAGGUGGAUGACUCGCGCGACUCGACCUGGAUGUUGGCCUCCUUUUGAUAAAGAUUGAGGAAUAACCGCAAAUAAUUGAGCCAGAUGAAGGGAUUCAAAUCAAUUCUGACUAGCAGCCGGAGACAUAUCGAGGAUCGUAUUUUAUUCUAAACAGGAAAAUCAAAUCAAAAAGAAGGGUCGGAUGGGCCAGCUAACCGGCUAGUGGGUUUCCCUCAGAUGGGCAGGAUGCUGAUGCUAGUACAAUCUGUGAUUUAAGGGUUUAUUUUAAUUCCUCUUUACUUUAACACAUUGUAAGACUGUGGUUAACAUAUGAAUCGUUGUUUUGUGCUAUUUUCGAUACGUUAAGCUAUAUUUGAGACCGAGACAAUCGAGGUAACUUAACAGUUAGAUAAUUAAACACACUGCCAUGAAACUAGUUUAUAUGUAUCUAAAAUAGUUUUGUACAACGAAUCUAAUAACUAGGCGUUAAUACUUAAAUAGUCAUUGUUAUAUAAGCCCGUUAUAAGUAUGUAAUGUAACAGUCCACGGUAUUUGCCUAUGAGACAGGUAGUUUUGCUUAACUAACACUGUUAAUAUCACUGCUAAGGGAAGUCUAAAUGAGUUUACAAAAUCUCUAGGCCUGCUUUUACAGUAAACAACAACAAUUUUGAUAUUCAAUGUUAUAUUUGUACUAAUGCUUAUCUCUAUUUUAUGUAUUCUGUAAUAUCUUUACAGAUUAUAACAUUUUUAGGAAUUUUUAAAUUUGUCAAAAAAGUCAAGCGUAUUUUUGGACUGUACUCUUAAACAAUGCUGUUAUGAUGUAUUGAGUGCUAUGUGGAUCAGGAUACUCAUUGAAGUAUAAAAUGAAUGACAAGAUGUGACAUGUUUAAAUGUGAAACAGGCAAAUAAGGCCAAUAUUUUGCAUAUUGGAAAAAAAUAUCUCAUCCGAACAAAAAGGAGCCGUGUUAUGGCAGUGAAUCAUUAUCUCUAUGUUUGCAAAAGUAAACGGUACCAUUUGAUUAUUUACAGACUGGUGGACAUUUAUGGGUUUAAUCAAGAAUUACUUUCUGUGCGUGCGCUGGAAAAGGUCACCAAUUGCGGCUGAAUUCCGAACAUUAUUACCUUGUGGGAUCAUAACGAAAAGUAUUGGAAUCUCUGGAAUAUUUAGAGGGGACACAACUUUGUUUCAAUGGAGCAAGUUCUCUCCAGCCCUCAGGGUUGUUCUGAAUGGGAGGUGAGUGGGAAGGGGGAAUGGGAAUCUGACCCGAAUCCUCUUGGAUUUCUCAUCAUGGAUAAAGAUAACAGUACUGUUAAAGAUUCUACUGAUGAGAUUUUUCAAGAUAAUGCUAUAAGCAUAGAUGACUUAUUUUGGGCUUCUCAGUAUUCAGGACAGUCAUAUCCAUGGGAAAAUGAUCUGGAAUGCGUCUGUCCUGAAUGGGAGACUCCGUCAACUCAUCCCCAAGAUCUUAUAGGCGAGGAUUAUCUGGGGAUUUCUGAUGAUGUUGUUGGAGAUCUCAUCAGUUUUAAUUCUAUGUCUACAUCGCCUGCUUCCUCAGACAUACCUGUGCAGAGUCAAAACAGCUUUUACGACUUUCUAGGAGAACAGACACCGAAUAUCAUGGAACCCACAAAGAAUGCUGCCGUAAAUCCUUUAGAUGAAAUAUGCAUAGAUGAUACAGGCAAUGACUUUGGGUUUCAGACUGAGGAAAAAUUAUUAGAAGAAACACAUUUAACAAACUGUGACUUCAGCCAUGAUUCCCUAAUGGAAAUGUUAUUUGUUAAUGAGGAGAGUCGGAGUUCAUCGUCACAUGAGACUGUGACAUCUUCAGGUUUGUUGCCAGUUUCUCUGGUGGAGGUGUCAUGUACAAACACACAUUCAAAUCCCAAGCCUUCAAUUAUUUGUCAGACACCUCCAGCUACUUGUAAACACGACUACCUUUCAUCCUCUGACUUUCCUCAUGGGCCCAUCACAUCGGCGACAUUUUCGGAGUCAUCUCUACUGCCAUGUCAUGAGGCUAGUGCUUUUUUUCCACAGGAUAAGAUGCAGAUUUUGUCACCGGAGCUUUUGGCUGGAGGUCUGUACUCUGAACAGGAGAGUUGUAAGCCCUUAGCUAGUAACAAUGAGCCUCAGAGCUUGGAGAUAACAGAUGCAAACACUAAAACUACUGAAGAACCAACACUGCUAACAUUUGAAGAAAAGACGGUCUGUACGAGACCAGAGUCUUGCAUAUCACCUGACCCCUGUGAGGAAAUGUUAUGCGACACAUCCACGGGGUGUAAGGAGGUAAGAGAGAAGAACUCACCAAACUGUCUUUCUGACAACCCUCUUGCAGAUCUCACCUCAAUAAAUCCUUUAAAUAAACUUGAGACAGAGGCACCAAUGGAGUCCACAUCAGCCUUAAGUAUCACCACUCCUGAACAUUAUGCCUUACAUGAGCUCCCACCCGAGUAUGACACCUGUCAUGAGGACCACAGCCCUCCCACAUCAUCACCAACUGAUGCUGAUGCCUUAUUUGCGUUACCUAAUAACAAUGAUGGAGACUUUAAUCCUGACAUCACGUUUGACGUUGCGAUAACAGCUUCCUGUGAAGCCAUACAGUCAUCAGAUUCUUGUAAAUCUUGUACGUCAUCCGAGACUGACAACUCGCAGACAACGCAAGAUUGUGAUGCAACCUCCCCUGAUUUCAAAUCUGAUGUCAGAGAUGAACUUGUUACGGAGGCUAUAGAGACACCGUGUGCAGACAUCCCAACCACAACAGAUAACAUAGAGGACCCUUACGCACCCAAAGUUACGGAUACAAAUAUUUUAUCUGAUUUGCAUUACGAUCAAGAGGAAACCACUCUUACAGGCAACUUAAACAGUUUGAAAGUAAAUGAUGAUCUAAGUAGGUGUAUACCUGAAAACCACCAAGAAUUAAAUAAAAUAAGUGAAGAAUGCCAAGAACAAAUCACACUGGUGGAAAGUCUUAAAACUGUGGACCAGUUGAAUAACUGUUCGUCUGCAAAGCCAGGUACAAUUGUAAAAGACACAAUACCUCUCCGUGACAAUCACAAUACCCCAUCGAAAGUUGAGGAGAAACUUCACAGUGUGACUUCACACAAAGAAGAGAUAUCAGAUUACAUGACGUCCAUUCAGAAUCAAGUCAUUCUUCAAUGUGCAAGUGAUCCUGAUUCUCCGGAGUCCACUCCCUUUACCUGUGCAGGUGAUCAGCUGACCACGAUGGGUGGACUUGUGGGGCGGGAUCAAGAGACCACAGAAGUUCCCAACAAGUUAAGUGAAGCUACAGGAGAGAAAGAGGCGGAGCUUCCUGCCCAACCCGCUCAUCAUGAGGAUUUCAAUCAGGUGAUACUAUCACAAAUAGACCUGCCACAGGAGCAACAAGUGAGCUCUCCCCCCAGCUCUCCACCCUCGCCCAAAAAUGUCUUUCCCUGUGGAGUCGGUCUGGACGGGGAGGCUUACCUGACCUUAAUGGAAAAUAAUCCUGAUACUCCCAACAUUCCCAAACAUGCAGAAAUGACUCUGGAUCUUUGCAAGGCCUCAGAUGCUCAGCAGACCAAAUCGCUCCAUGACCAGAGGGUCCCUGCAGAUUUGACAAACGUGCCUGUAGUUUCGGUGACAGCCAGAGGAAACGAGGAACAUUCGCCUCUUCGUGCAGUGUUCCAGGCUUUGGAUCAGGACGGAGAUGGAUUUGUCCAUAUUGAGGAGUUUAUGGAGUUUGCAAAAGCUUAUGGAGCUGAACAGGUGAAGGAUUUAACCAGGUUCUUGGAUCCAAGUGGUCUGGGUGUGAUCAGUUUCGAGGACUUCCACCGAGGCAUCAGCGCGAUCAGUGGCGAAGGUUCUGAUCCAGAUCUUAUCAAGACUCAGCUCAGUUCAGUGGAAGCCAGUGGACCUCCUGAGGAAUAUGAUGAGCAGGCGGAGGUCUCUGACAGUGCCUAUCUCGGAUCAGAGAGCGCCUACAGUGAGUGUGAAACCUUCACGGAUGAAGAUACGACAGCUCUGGUUCAUCCAGAACUUCACGAGGACGUGGAGACCGACAGCGGCAUUGAAAACACACUCACGGAUGGAGAUGAACGCAACAGGUUCACACUGGGCUCUGAUUUAAAUGGCCACAGUAUGAUGGCUGUGAUUGGAGGCGAAGAAGAGCACUUUGAGGAUUUCGGUGAGAGUAAUAACGCAUCGGACCUGCUGCUGGCCGAUCAGGAGGAUGGACGGGAGGCUCUGGAAGAGGAGGGAGAUGCAGAGUCACGCCCACACCCAGACAGUCCACUGCCCCGCCCACUGAUGCUGCUGACACCUAGUUCCAGUAAGAGGCUGUCCAGUAAAAAAGCAGCGAGACACCUGCAGCAGUCCACCAAUCUGGAUGUUAUGGGCGAUCUGACUCAAGAUAUUUUGGACCUCGCAGAUCGGGACAUCACGGACAAGGUGUUACUGCUGGAGAAGCGCGUGUGUGAACUCGAGACUGAUUCGUCGGAGAGCGAGGAGCAGAUUGCUCGUCUGCGGCAGGAGAAUCUGACUCUGGUUCACCGAGCGAAUGCUUUGGAGGAGCAGUUGAAGGAACAGGAGCUCCGCUCGGAGGAGAACACGCUCGCGCUCACUCGUAAACACAGAGACGCUCUUACCAAACUACAGCGAGAGAGAGAUCUCGAGAUCGAGAACCUUCAGGCCAGACUGCAUCAGUUGGAUGAGGAGAACAGCGAGUUGAGGUCGUGUGUUCCCUGUCUGAGAGCCAACAUAGAGAGAUUAGAGGAGGAGAAGAGGAAGCUCCAGGAUGAGUUGGACGACAUAAGUGAGCGACUAAACGAAGAAUCUGAAUCUCGACAGAAAAUGUCUGACAAAAUGAGUCACGAACGUCACACAAAUCACAAAGAGAAGGAGUGCACGCAGGGGUUGAUAGAGGACUUGAGAAAGCAGCUGGAACAUCUGCAGCUGUUUAAGUUGGAGACGGAGGCGAGAAGAGGCCGAUCGUCGAGCAACGGUCUGCAGGAGUACAACACACACAUGAGAGAGAAUGAGCUGGAGCAGGAGAUACGCAGACUCAAACAGGAUAAUCGUGGUCUGAAGGAACAGAAUGAUGAAUUGAACGGUCAGAUUAUUAAUCUGAGUAUCCAGGGAGCAAAGAGUCUGUUUACAGAGUCUCUCUCCGAGUCUCUCGCUGCCGAGAUCAACAACGUCUCCCGCGGAGAGUUGAUGGAGGCAAUUCACAAACAAGAGGAGAUUAACUUUCGUCUGCAGGAUUAUAUCGACCGCAUCAUCGUCGCCAUCAUGGAGUCCAACCCCUCCAUCCUGGAGGUCAAAUAUUAAAAAGAGCAAUGAUGUCUAAUGAUGACCCGAGUGAUUUAUGAACUUAUAGGCUGGAGAUAAAAUUGCACAGAUCUGGAAUGAAUGUAAAGAUUUUAGUCACUAUGUUGAUCAACACCGCUUUCAUACAAAACAAAAAUGAUUUUAUUUGUGUGUGCGUGCAUGUGUGUGUGUGUGUGAUUGGCCUUGAUGGUUCUUGUGACUUCCCAAUAUUUGGGUUUGAGGGACCAUAUCCCUCUCUUUGCAUUUCUGUGUGUUGUUAUAACAUGAGAGAUAUUCAUCGACUGAAUUUCAGUCUACACACGUGCUUAUACACACACAUUCAUGUAGUUGUGCAGUGUAAAUGUUUUUAAGUUAAAUAGCAGUGCAUAAUACAUAAACAGUCACACCAUCAGCCCAUGUGAGGGACAUUUGCUGACCCGAGGGUUUUAUGUGUGAAUAUUAGUUUGCGUUUUAUCAUUGCGAUUAAGCUCAGAUUUAUUUUGUUUACAUAUUGGUUAUAUAAUGUGAGUUUUCAUGAUAAUUCUCAUGUACGCUCGUGUCUCUUAUUUAUUACCAUGAUGCAGAAUGCAAAGGAUCACGAGUGAAUAACACCCACUGAAGAGAGUGUAUGGGUUCAUGAAUCUUUCAGUGUUGCAUUGUGGGUAAUGUUUUGGUCCUGUGCAAUUUUCUGCUGAGUUGCUGGAUAUCUCCGUCUGCCUCCUCUAUCCUGGAUUUAUUCAGAAAGACUUUGAUUUCUUGUACAGAAGACUCUCUUUAAAAUGAGAUUUCACUGGAGCAACUGUUUAUUUUAUUGAAAGAAGAUAUUCUUUAUUAUUUAACUUGUUAAAAAGGUGAAGCUGUUUUAAGGGAAGGUGAAAAAAAUGAAGACAAUUAUUGCUGCAGAGAACAGAAGAAACGGGAAAUGAAGUGAACUGUUCCUGUUUAUCUCGGCAUUAAGCACUGAAGGGAAUCUCACUGGAUAUGGACCUUUAAUUCCUGGUUUUCAAUUCUUUCCUUGCUCUUUCUGUUGAAUAUGAAUGUGUUUUUUUGCUUCAUAUAUUUUUAUGGACAAAAGAAAGUGAGAUACGGUUUGAUUUUGUCUUCCACAAGAGCGAUGUCUUUCCCUCUAUUCCAGUGUUUUGUUAUGGAUGGACAUCUCUCUGAUUUGGCACAAGGAUAAUUAUCUCACUUUGGGAUUUUGAUACUGGCGAAGUGAAGAAAUGGCCAGUGAUACUUCCAGGAUCGAGAUUCAAGACUUUUAAAUGAAGAAUAACACAUUAUGUUGUUCUCAGAUGAGAUCUAAAUAUUUCUUUUCUUUAGUUUGGAUUGUGCAAACUCGGCACUUAACAUCCAGAUUUUUCUUUCUGCUACAAAAGUUUAGUUUGGUUGAUCUGAUCAGAUGAAGGAUGUUUUGUAAAGGACAAUGGUAGAUUAGGGUUUAGGUUGAGGAUAGGUCUGCUAUCUUCAGCUUUUAUUAUUGACCAAAGGAUCUGACCUUCUCAUCCGAAUGGUCUACUGCUGUUCUCGUCUGUAUGGCUGUUUAAGAGCUACUGUAAUUAUAUAUGAUGGACACUUUAACCUACAGAAACACUUUUGCCUCUGAAUUUAGGUUGGCUGGUUUCCUUGGAGGAACUGAAUUUAUUGCUAUUGAUAUGUCUAAUGUUAAACAAAUCCUGUUUAAAAUGUGAACAUGAUUUAAGAAAAAAACAACAACAACACAUUUCCAGUGUCCAAAGAAAACAUUUCACAGCUUGGGAGGAGUUCUGCUUACCACUUAGACUUUAAAAGCCUAUUAAUAGUUACACAUAAAUAUCAAUCCAGAUUAAAACUGAAGAGGCAGUCCUUGUAACAAAGGAUACAAUUGUAAAAAUGUUUACUCUUAAUUCUUAAGGUAACUGUAUAAAGGAAAACUAUCAGUAUUGUCUUCUGUUGAAUGUUUUGCUUUCUUUUGAAGAUGACCCCCUAAGAUGUAUCUUUUACUGUUUGGGGGUCUUAUAGAUUUUCAAAUAAUUGUAUGAAGGUUAAAUGAAAACUGAAAAGAAAUUAGUCACCAAUAAAUUAAGUGAAAAACCUG
Molecule: messenger RNA, 7595 nt
Organism: Misgurnus anguillicaudatus (oriental weatherfish)
Lineage: Eukaryota; Metazoa; Chordata; Actinopteri; Cypriniformes; Cobitidae
Gene: rab11fip3
Product: RAB11 family interacting protein 3 (class II)
Biological process (GO): regulation of cytokinesis; endocytic recycling
Cellular component (GO): recycling endosome membrane; midbody; cleavage furrow
Molecular function (GO): calcium ion binding
Source: RefSeq, a predicted model, not a curated record